AUGGCACCUACCUUCCACAAGGCUGAGAUCAGUGGAGCUUGCUUCCACGAACUGGCCUGUUCCCCAGCCAGUCUUGUAGCCACCACCAACGUCCCCCUGGACCUGCAUCGAGUGACCCUGAGGAAAGCGGGCAGUGACGAUGCAUUCCGUCGGACAGCAGUGGCCACGACUCUCUGCCUGGAUGCCACAGUGGAAUUUGGGGACCUGCUACAGUCGGAAGUAACCCCGCUCUGUUCCCCGCUCCCCUUGGACUCCAAAGGACAAGGUAACCCAGCACCAAAGGUGGUUCCAGCACUCAGUUGGGAUCAGAAUCAGGCCCUGACUCUGCCUCCUCCACUUGAGGCUCAGACCGCAGGUCUAGAUCAGGCUCACCACACAUUGGAAAUCCUUGUUCCACCUCUAGGUAGUGAGAGUUCAAAGCCAGCAAAGCUUAUUGUUUCACCCCCACACCUGAGCAAGAACUAGAUCGGGUUCCACUGCUUGUCAAAGUUGUUGCUGGAACUCCAGGCCAACUGGCAAAAACACCUACCUCAGUGUCUAGAGCAGUUGCAGGAUGAUGAUUUAGAUCCCGGUAUGGGUGUCAUUUAUCCUGAGGAGAAGCUCCCUAUGUACUUCCUCAGGGGUCCAGAUAAAUUCUCUGAGCCACCUCAGGAGGCCCCAGCUAGGCCUGCACAGUCCCCUGAAGAGGUUGAACCUCCUUAAGUGCAGUCAGAAGCCCCAGUUCAGCCCAUAGAGGCCCCUGAGGAAGGGGAACCAUCGCCCACCCCUCAGGAGGCCCCAGCACAGCCUCCAGAGGAGGCCGUAGCUCAACGGUUAGUGCUCCAUCAGGGAAGUUUUCCAUCUCCCAGUCAGAAUAAAGCUCAGCUGUCAAACUGGAGUCUGGUGGUUACCUUAACUCCAAAGAUCACUAACGAGGUUGAAAUUUCUCCAACCCAGCAGGAAGCCCUGGCUCAGCCUUCACACCUGGAACUUAACGUCACUGAAGAUUCCAAAUUGGAGGCAAACUUUGACCAUUCAGGACGCCCCAACUCAACCUCCAAAGCCACAUCUAGAAACAUCGAGAUAUGUAAGCUGUGUACCUGCAAAGAUGGGACGCUGUCGUGCACAGGUCUCAGCGCAGAGCAGAAGCUCCGCAGAGUGCCUGUGCUAGAGUCCCCCACCUACAACGGCACCUUCACCAUCGUGUAAGAAUUCCCUUUCCUCAUUUGUUCUCUGCAUCCUGCCUGACAUGGCAGCCUUUUCCUCAGUGCCUUCCUGGACCUUUCUCGACUCCCCACCCAGGGGACUGACUUUAUUUUAACUUUUUCCUUGUCAACUAUUCCCUUUCUUCAUUCUCCUUCUUACUAUUAUUCCCCCUCCCCCUUCUCUAUUGUUUUACUAGUAAUAAAGCUUUUUGAAGAAAACAUAGAAUAUCUAAAACCUACAAACAAUCCAGGUGUGUAUCACCAGAGAAUGACUAUACACUUUAUGAUACAUGUGACCCUGGGAUACUGCUCAGCAAUAAGAAGGACCUAAUUACCAACAUGUAACAAUAUGAACGAGCCUGGAAACAUUCCUGGAGGAAGAAGCCACACACAAUAUA
This is a messenger RNA of Hipposideros armiger (great roundleaf bat), 1582 nucleotides long. Its product is annotated as leucine-rich repeat-containing protein 37B-like. NCBI's taxonomy places the organism in Eukaryota, Metazoa, Chordata, Mammalia, Chiroptera, Hipposideridae. The transcript is spliced from 6 exons. The record is from RefSeq and is a predicted model, not a curated record.